AUGUCAACACUGACCUCGAACGCGUCCGAUGCUGCGAGCAAAACUGCCAAGCCGUCGGGCCUGAACUCGGCACAGCUGGAGCGCAAGCGCGCCAACGACCGCGAGUCGCAGAGGGCCAUUCGGGCAAGAACCAAGGAACACAUUGCGCGCCUGGAGCACGAGGUCCGCCGGCUUCAAAGCAGGGACCUCAGCAGAGAGUGCCAGCACCUGCUGCGAUGCAACGAGGCCCUCGAGGCCGAGCUGCGCCGUUUCCGGGCGUCCGUCGCCGUGGGCUGCGACGGCAGCGGCGGUGGCGGGCCUGCGUGCCCUCCUCCUCCUCCUCCCCCGCGGACGAUGCCAGACAUGUCGUUCCCAAACGGCCAUUCCAUCAUCGCUCGGCUCCCGUACGAUGGGCGCUGCGACCUGGCCGGCGAGGUGGGCGAGAGCUCGACGACGCCCCGGGUGCCGGGGCGACACGGCGGCCAAAGGGGCCAGCACCAGCACCAGUCGUCGUCCUCCUCCUCGCUGGCCUGGUGCCUCGACGUUCCGCGGAGCGCUGCCUGGACGCCGACGUCGACUCCGACGGGCUGUGCGCGCGCUUCUCCGGUGGCGGCCCCGGCGUCCUGCUACGUGCCCGCGGGCCACGGCCGUGCCGCCGAGGACGUUCUGGGCCCUGUUCCAACAGCUGCUGCCGACGUGGGAGGGCUCGAGGCCGCGGGCCACACGGGCCGGAAUGCGUACCUGCGACGGCGGGACGUGUUGGCCGACGGCGGGCGUCCCGGCCACGACGAGUAUGCGGGUGCGCCCUUUGCCCUGACCGCUGAAUCCUUGUACCUGGCUGGCUAUGGGCAUUGA
Metarhizium album ARSEF 1941 is the source of this 834-nucleotide messenger RNA. RefSeq names its product bZIP transcription factor. Bases 1 to 834 code for a protein of 277 amino acids. The transcript is spliced from 2 exons. NCBI's taxonomy places the organism in Eukaryota, Fungi, Ascomycota, Sordariomycetes, Hypocreales, Clavicipitaceae. The record is from RefSeq and is a predicted model, not a curated record.